GAGGGGCGGAGCCUUGGGUCUCCAAGGUCACGGCUUCUCCUAGCAACCUGACAGGCGUUGAGCUGAGCCGCCGGCGCGAUGGACGCGGAGAGCCUCCUGUUAUCGCUGGAGCUGGCGUCCGGUAGUGGGCAGGGCCUCAGCCCAGACCGUCGGGCCACGCUGCUCACUUCCCUUACGCUGGUUAAACGCGACUACCGCUUCGAUCGGGUCCUCUUCUGGGGCCGCAUCCUCGGCCUCGUUGCGGAUUACUAUAUCGCGCAGGGCCUGAGUGAGGACCAGCUCGCACCGCGCAAGACGCUGUACAGCUUGAACUGCAUGGAGUGGAGCCUCUUGCCCCCUGCCACAGAGGAGAUGGCGACGCAGACUUCUGUGGUGAAGGGCCGCUUCAUGGGGGACCCGUCGCAUGAGUACGAACACACUGAGGUGCAGAAGGUGAACGAGGGUGAAAAGGUCUUUGAAGAAGAAGUAGUGGUCCAGAUCAAGGAGGAGACCCGCUUGGUGUCUGUCAUUGACCAGAUCGACAAGGCUGUGGCUAUUGUCCCUCGAGGCGCUCUCUUUAAGACUCCUUUUGGAUCCAUAAACGUCAAUCGGACCUUUGAAGGCCUGUCCUUGUCCGAAGCCAAGAAGCUCAGUUCCUACUUCCACUUCAAGGAGCCUGUUGAGCUGAAGAACAAGACCCUGCUUGAGAAGGCUGACAUGGACCCCUCCCUGGACUUCAUGGACUCCUUGGAGCAUGACAUCCCCAAAGUGGAACCUUGACGCCCAGGCCUGGCUGCUUGGGGCCUCUGCACACCCCGCAGGGCUCCUGCUGCACAGCACCCAGGCCCUGCCUCCUCCCCAGGGUCCUGGAGCAUCCAGAUGGAGAGGGGCAACGCCUUGGUGGUGCUGCGCAGCCUGCUCUGGCCGGGCCUCACCUUCUACCACGCUCCCCGCACCAAGAACUAUGGCUACAUCUACGUGGGCACCGGCGAGAAGAA
This is a messenger RNA of Vicugna pacos (alpaca), 977 nucleotides long. RefSeq names its product radial spoke head component 9 (gene RSPH9). Gene Ontology annotation, biological process: motile cilium assembly; cilium movement involved in cell motility; axoneme assembly. Gene Ontology annotation, cellular component: axoneme; radial spoke. The record is from RefSeq and is a predicted model, not a curated record. Lineage: Eukaryota; Metazoa; Chordata; Mammalia; Artiodactyla; Camelidae.